Raphanus sativus (radish) is the source of this 760-nucleotide messenger RNA. Its product is annotated as calcium-transporting ATPase 3, endoplasmic reticulum-type-like. The coding region runs from base 98 to 517 and encodes 139 amino acids. NCBI's taxonomy places the organism in Eukaryota, Viridiplantae, Streptophyta, Magnoliopsida, Brassicales, Brassicaceae. The transcript has 6 exons. The record is from RefSeq and is a predicted model, not a curated record.
CUUUUCUGCAGUUUAUGUUGGCCUGGCAACUGUUGCUGGCUUUAUAUGGUGGUUUAUUUACUCUGAUGGUGGUCCUAAACUUACUUACAGUGAACUGAUGAAUUUUGAAACGUGCGCACUUAGAGAGACAAGUUAUCCCUGCAGCAUAUUUGAGGAUCGACAUCCAUCAACCGUGGCUAUGACAAUACUUGUUGUAGUGGAGAUGUUUAAUGCUCUAAAUAACCUUAGCGAAAAUCAAUCCCUUCUGGUUAUAACCCCGAGGAGUAAUUUAUGGCUCGUUGGGUCAAUUAUCCUGACGAUGGUUCUGCACAUACUAAUAUUAUAUGUUCAUCCACUAGCAGUCUUAUUUUCUGUCACGCCAUUGUCCUUGGGCGAAUGGACCGCCGUUCUGUAUCUUUCGUUUCCAGUUAUCAUCAUUGAUGAGAUUCUGAAGUUCCUCUCUAGAAACACCGGCUUGAGGUUCAGGUUCAGAUUAAGGAAGAUGGAUCAACUCCCCAAGGACCGGCGUGACAGGUAGAACAAGAACGCAAGGCAUCGCUUCUUCUGUCAUACAGAGUUUUGGCAUUAUAGAUACACCAAUACGAAGAGAGAGAGAGAGGGAGAUUCUAAUGCAAUCCAGAAAGCUCCAACACCAUAAAACUCUUUCGCUUUUAAUUGUCUUUCUAUAUUUUGUAACAAAUUUCUAUGUAUUCUUACACAGAUCAAUGCUUUCAGGUAUAUCGGAUUUUCAAACAUUUACUACUUAAGAAGUAUUUUGGUA